CUGUUUCUUAUCACGUCUUCGUACCUAAACAUGUUUGACCUAAGAUGAGUGCGUGCAUAUAAAACCUAUGCAAACCGACAAACUCGUACCUUAGAACCAUAUUAAGAAAACGUCAUGCAGCUUGUUAUCUUUUCUUGUUUGGUUGUAUUCGCCAUUGGGCAGCACCACCAUCUUAACAAUCACGAGCUGCAGCAGUUAGUUGAUCCGGGCUUCCAGAGUCUGGACAUUAAUCCUAAAGAUGGUCUAUUGGAACACGAUGAACUUUCUAAACUCUUUGACAUGAGAGAUACAGACGGGAACGGAAACUUGUCAAGAGAAGAGUUUGGCGCACACACCGGACUGGACUUCCUUUUCAAGGACCCUCUUUUCGAUCAUUUUGACACAGAUCACGAUGGGGUCCUCUCUAAAGAUGAAUUUGUUGAAAAACCUUUCGCUGAAAUGAACCAGAACGGCGACAGCGAAGUUAGCAGACAUGAAUUCGACCAUUUUUACACACAGCUUCUACACCACAUCAAUCAACAUCAUGGUUGAUACAUCUGCAAAUCGUAAUAAAUAUCAUGUAAAAAG
Messenger RNA from Magallana angulata, 567 nucleotides. RefSeq lists its product as uncharacterized. Lineage: Eukaryota; Metazoa; Mollusca; Bivalvia; Ostreida; Ostreidae. The record is from RefSeq and is a predicted model, not a curated record. The transcript is spliced from 6 exons. Bases 115 to 531 code for a protein of 138 amino acids. Gene Ontology annotation, molecular function: calcium ion binding.